AAGGAGGGUUGGAAUACUGCUACUAUACUUGCUGUUUAGGGAGUAGAAUGUGGAGAAGUGUAGUCAUGUCUGGAGAGGUUGUUGGUGCUCUAAAGUCUGUAUUGGAAAAGGUGCAGCAGGCUGCAGCAAGGAGACCAUCGGUAAGCGAUGUUGGUCUGGGCAAGAGACGCUGCCUGCCAUACAGCCACGAUUAGUGGCAGUUGCAAAAACAAAACCAAUAGAGAUGGUGAUUGAAGCGUACCAACAUGGGCAGCGCCAUUUUGGAGAAAAUUAUGUCUACGAACUAGUAGAUAAAGCUGCUGAUCCUAAGCUGCUUUCAGCAUGUCCAGAAAUUAAGUGGCACUUUAUAGGACAUUUACAAAAAAAUAAUGUUAAUAAGCUCUUAGCUGCUCCUAAUUUAUUCAUGGUAGAAACAAUACAUUCUAUUAAAUUAGCAGAUCGAGUAAACAACUGUUGGCAAAAGAAAGGAACCUCACAGAAGCUAAAUGUUAUGGUUCAAGUUAAUACCAGUGCAGAAGUUAGUAAACACGGAAUACCCCCUGAAGAAACCUCUGCAACAGUGCAACACAUAUUAACCAAAUGUCCACAUUUGCAUUUUGUUGGUCUGAUGACAAUAGGAAGAUAUGGAUAUGAUGUCAGUGAGGGACCCAACCCUGACUUUCUGCUGCUGUCAUCUGUUCGGAAGGAUGUAUGUGAGGCGCUAAACAUGCCUUUGGAGAAGGUGGAACUAAGUAUGGGAAUGUCAACUGACUACGAACACGCAAUUGAACUUGGAUCUACCAAUGUCAGGGUUGGAAGUGUUAUUUUUGGAGAGCGAGAGUAUCCAGAUAAACAUACAACUGACAAGAAUGCAGCAAAUGGAGAAGAAACACAAACCAAGAUGGAGAAACUGACAGUAAAAGAGCAAUAACAAAGGAUCCAGCUGGGGAAAGGAAUGUAACCUCCCCUCAACACAGCCAAAAGCACAUAAAAAAGCUAUGCAUUUCACUAAUUUAAUUUCCUUGUCAGUGUACAUAUCAAAGUAAUUUUAGUGGCACAGAAUCAUGGGAGCAGUUUUUUUUUAUGAAAAGCUGUACAAGUACGCACUGAGAAUUUUAUGUGUAAUGUGGUUGCACAGAUGUUUGAAUAGAGCUCAGGGAAACCGAAGGUCAGAGCUCACUGCUAAUGUUGCUUUUAUCUUAUCCACCUAAUUUAGCAUCAUUUUACUCCAUCUUUUUAAUUGUGCGUUAUUUUAGAUCAUAUUGAUAGCAGUUGACUAUUGGAUCUGGGAGUAACUCUUCUGGAACUGCAAUCUUCUAGAAAAAAAAAAAAAUAUUAUCAAACUAAGUGAGCCAUUGGUCAAAGCCCAUGUUUUGCAUCUCAAGAAAUCUGCAGUGACUAACAGUAUGGUGACUACAAAAGUGGCAGAACUCUGCUUUAAAAAAAGAGUAUUUUAUAAAGGAAGGGAGAACUCCCACUACCCCCAUAUAGGGUAUAUGCCAUCACUGUCCCCUAGUUGUUUGUCUUUUCAGCUUUUCUUGGUUAGAGGUCACCACAGCAGAAUUCCAGUCCGCUAAUGAUUGCCAGUAGAUUUUUAUGGUGCCGAGUUGCCAGCCAAAACUUCAGCGAAGGCACGCCCAUUAACGCAUUAUACUUAAAUAUGACAACAGUGCCACAGAAGUAAGUGCAUGGUGACACCCUGUGAGUCCUACUGUUGAUAAGUUUACCAAAUAAGUCUGUUUUGGUACACAUUUCAUAAAGGAUUUGUAUUUGGGGAGUUAGGCUUCAAAAACUGUUCUAUUACCACUUGGGCACUGAUCGGUUUACAUCCUGUUGAAGUUGCUACAUGUAAUUAUCAAGGGGGUAUAGUAGACUUGCUUAACCCCCCACUGAUGUUCUUUUCCACUAUGGCAUUUAUCAGAAGUGCUAUGUCAUCAGGAUUAUUAUAUUUGAUAGUUUGGGUGGAGGUGGUAGGAGGAUACAAAAUUACUCCUGGGGGAGUCUGGACCAGAAAGUCGUAGUGUUGGUUGCACAGUAAAUGUCCACUUACUCUGCAUUAGCAGACUAUAAAGGGCGUACCGAAGUUGUGCAACAACCAGCAGAAUGUUGAUACACAGUUGGUGGAAGAAAUGGUCGGUCAACCGAUAUCCCAACCAGAGAGGGAUCUGUCUUCAUAUACCAGCAACAUCAGUAUGGUCAGGUGGUUGUCAUUACAAAAAUAAAAUGGUAACCAUUUGAAAUGUCAUCACCAGCCAGUCCUGAAAUGUGGAGACUGAAUGACUGAAAGAUUGGACUUGUAUUUACUAAGACUGAGAUGUCAUUUCUCAGAAUAUUCCUUUUUCUCUGAGGUAUGGUGAUCUUGGAGUUUAUAUGUAUAAGCAAGGAGAUUGGGGGGGGGGGGCUUGCCCCACCUGCAAAAAGAAGUUUUAAGGAGUAGAGCAAUUUUCAACAUUUACUCUUCUGUAUUUUUGUUUUUUGGCUUUUUACUACGUGACAUUUUGAGUGCCAGCAUUUCAAUAGGGAGCCAAAAAAAGUUGCUUGCACUGUCAGAUUGCUGUCAAUACGAGUUUGUUUUUUUUGCUUAAAAUGUGUUUAAACUCAGGAUUUUGUGGCAAAAUGCCCUAAAACAUAUUGUAAAUGUUCUCCUACCUAAUAAUUAGAAUUUUGUGUUGUUUCUGUGUUUUAGAACACAGUGUUCUUAACAGUAUGCAUGAAAUUUAUGAUGUGACACAAGUUGAAAUAUUGUGAAAAUGUGCCUGUGGUGACCGAAUGUAAACAUGUUAGCACUUGUGAUGGCAAAAUCUUCUAUCCAGUGGCAGCUUUUAUUUUUCCUUGUAAGUGAUUACAUGCCCUGGGUAAAGGAGAAAAUUAAUAACGAAGUUCUAUUUAAUGUCAGUAAUUUAAAUGUUUUUGUGUAUUUUGUUAGUACCUGCACUUUGUUUUAUGUAUUUAUACAUUUAUUCCCCCUCAUUUGGCAACUUUAAUUUCCUUAUUAUAUCUCAUCUAGUUCCAACAUUAACAAACUAGGACUGCAUUUGCUUCAUAGAUUUUAGCACAAAUUAUGCACUGGACUGUAACCUGUUGUGCCACUUCUCUUCAGGAAAAGUCACUUUGCGGAUUUAAGUGGACUCUGCUAGUUGGCACCAUUUCACAUGUAGUGGUGGUUAUAUCACUCACUGUUGCUUUAUUUUUCUUGUUCUCUAAGCUGACAACUGUGAAUUUUCAUGUUUGCCUUAACUCAGGUGUAACUUCACUAGUCAGGAAUGUCCCUGAAUCAUGCACUAGGCAAGGUUGCUUGUUGGGAAUAUGCUGAAUUGUGUGAUAACUUUUUUAAGUUAUUGAGUGAAUUUAAUGAAGACUGCUGUUUGACAUGACCAUGAUCAGGCAUGCAAGUCUGGGAACUUUUUAUGUCCAUCUUGCACUUAGUACAGUUUAUUUGUGUUGAACAUGUAUAAUAAGGAGGGUUGGGGCUUGCUUUGCUCCCUCCCCUAGCGAGUUCCCUUAUUCUAGUAUUAAUAUUGUGUGUUUGUGUUAAAUAAACUGCCGAAAAUGUAGAUUAGCAUAAGGAUUUCAAUAACUUCCACAUUAAGUCAUGGGAAGUAUAGUUUUUCACCACUUUCUUAAACAAAUCUUACCAGUCAGUCUCCUGUGUUAGUGGUUCUUUGAUGACAUUGUCACCAACCUUCAACUCCAUUUAUUUAGAAAAGCUGCCUCUGUAUCUCCCUGCCUGUACAGCUGCAGCUCUGUGUUUUUAAGUUUUCAGGGCAAAAUGAUUCCUCAUGGCAGCUUUUA
Messenger RNA from Protopterus annectens (West African lungfish), 3771 nucleotides. RefSeq names its product pyridoxal phosphate binding protein (gene PLPBP). The transcript is spliced from 8 exons. NCBI's taxonomy places the organism in Eukaryota, Metazoa, Chordata, Ceratodontiformes, Protopteridae. The record is from RefSeq and is a predicted model, not a curated record. The coding region runs from base 224 to 910 and encodes 228 amino acids. Gene Ontology annotation, cellular component: intracellular anatomical structure. Gene Ontology annotation, molecular function: pyridoxal phosphate binding.